AAUAUAAAAGACAAAAACCCCAGAUAAUAAUAGACCCCCCUUCCCUCCCUCCCUCUAGAUCAAUAAUAAAAACACCCACUGAUUUAUUAUUAUUAUUAUUAUUAUUGUUCACAACAUCAAAUGCAAACUUUUCCACACCAAAACCCUAAUCUCUUUCCCAAUUGAUCCAUCACUUCCUUAUGUCUGAAGAUAACUCCGGCGGCGGUAAGGUCAGAAACUCUGUCUCCGGCGCCGGAACCAUCACCGGAACUGUCGCCGGAGAAUAUUUCACGGCGUAUCCAGAUCAAGUUCUGGAAAACGUAAUCGAAAACGUGUUAGUAUUUCUGACGUCACGGCGUGACAGAAGCGCGGUGUCACUCGUCUGCAAAUCAUGGUACCGUGCGGAAGCACACACCAGAUCCGAUCUGUUCAUCGGAAACUGUUACGCAAUAGCUCCGAAGCGGGUGACGGACCGGUUUAAAAGAAUCCGGUCCAUUGCGUUGAAAGGGAAACCCCGGUUCGCUGAUUUUAGUUUGUUGCCGGUGGAUUGGGGUGCGUAUUUCACUCCAUGGGCGCACGCUAUGGCUAACGCUUAUCGUGCGCUAGAAAAGAUUUAUUUGAAGCGUAUGUUAGUUACGGAUGAUGAUCUGGCGGUUAUUGCUCAUUCGUUUGUGAAUUUUAAGGAGAUUGUGUUGGUUUGUUGUGAGGGGUUUGGUACUACUGGACUUGCUCUUGUUGCUAGCCACUGCAGGAAUCUUCGUGUUCUUGAGUUGAUUGAAGAUGACGUUUCGGUUUCGGUAGAUGAAGUCGAUUGGAUUUCAUGUUUCCCAGCCGAGGGAACAACGAAUUUGGAGUCGUUGUGUUUCGAUUGUGUCGAAGCGGAAGUUAAUUUCGACGCGUUAGAGAGACUGGUGGCAAGAUCACCGUUGUUAAAGAAGCUUAAGUUGAAUACGCCUGUAUCGAUACAGGAGCUUUAUAAGUUGAUUGUAAGAGCGCCACAGUUGACUCAUCUGGGUACCGGUUCGUUUAAUCCGUUGGUGGAAAUCAAUCAGCAACAGGGGGAUCAUCAAGAGCCGGAUUACGCUGCUGCUUUUGCUGCGUGUAAAUCGAUUGUUUGUCUCUCGGGGUUUCGGGAAAUCGCCCCUGAGUAUUUUCCGACCAUUGUUCCGCUUUGCGGUAAUCUCACGUCGUUGAAUCUUAGUUUUGCUAACGUUAAUGCCGAGCAGUUCAAGCCCGUUAUCCGCCACUGUCAUAAGUUACAGGUUUUUUGGGCAUUUGAUACAAUUUGUGAUGAAGGACUUCAAGCAGUAGCAGAUACAUGUAAAGAUCUUCGUGAGCUUCGUAUAUUUCCUGUAGACGCUCAGGAAUACGAUGAGGGGCCAGUAUCCGAAGUCGGUCUUCUUGCAAUUUCUUUAGGGUGUAGAAAACUGCAAUCCAUUCUUUACUUUUGUCAGCAGAUGACGAACGCAGCGGUUAUCGCCAUGUCGAAAAACUGCCCGGAUCUUGUAGUGUUUCGUCUUUGUAUAAUCGGCCGGUACAGACCCGAUCGGGUCACUGGUGAACCCAUGGACGAGGGUUUCGGAGCCAUCGUCAAGAAUUGCACGAAACUCACUCGGCUAGCCGUUUCCGGUAUGCUAACGGAUAGAGCGUUCAGUUACAUAGGGCAGUAUGGUAAAUUGGUGCGAACGUUAUCCGUGGCUUUUAAUGGGGAUAGUGACAAUGGGCUCAAAUACGUGUUGGAGGGGUGCACGAAUUUGCAAAAGCUCGAGAUCAGAGAUUGUCCGUUUGGGGACUCUGGUUUGCAGUCGGGUUUGCACCGUUUUUACGAUAUGAGGUUCGUUUGGAUGUCUUCAUGUCGUGUGACUAGACAAGGGUGCUUGGAGGUUGCUAGACGAUUGCCGAAAUUACGGGUUGAGGUUUUUAGACGGGAUGAAGAGGAAGGAGAGAGGGGCGAUUUUGUAGAAACCCUCUAUAUGUAUAGGUCCCUCGAUGGACCACGGCCCGAUGCACCCCAAUUUGUCGAGAUCCUGUGAAUUUAUACAGAUUUCCCCAUGCACCCUGAUUUAUACCCGUUUCAAGAUUCGUCGGGUCACUGAAAAUUCUAAUGCAUUGUUCAAAACCGCGCUUUCAUCUGGCUCAAAAUGCACGUUCAUGGUGUUUCAUGUCAUAAAGAUUCGAUCUUUCAAGUCGGGGGGAGAAAGAACGCCGUCUUUAUUUGUUUAUUCAAUCCGAAAGUGGUUCGGUAUCGAAAACAUGUGAAGUUUGUUUAAGCAGAAGGGUAGAUUAUGGUGAUGAUGAAGUGAUGAUAGCAUUCUUUAAUUUGGGGGCAGAGAAGUUUGAAUCCUGCUUCAUGUUCUGUUCAGAUGUUAGAUUUUAAGAGAACUAGCACCUCUUGAAUGAUUCAUUCACAUCUCUUUUUUUCAGAAUACUUUUGAAUUUUCUUUCUUGGCAGAAAUGAAACCUUGAAUUUAUGAUCAGUUGGAAAAUGACUGAAAUUUGUGCUUGUAUUGUGUUAGUAGUGGUCAAAUCUAGAGCAUUGUUCAAGUCAACUUGGUUAAUUAUUUGGGUUGUUUAAGGUUAUUUAUUACACGAAUAAAUCUUUUGUGACUUGCUUUA
This is a messenger RNA of Helianthus annuus (common sunflower), 2595 nucleotides long. Its product is annotated as transport inhibitor response 1-like protein. Gene Ontology annotation, cellular component: SCF ubiquitin ligase complex. The transcript has 3 exons. The record is from RefSeq and is a predicted model, not a curated record. Bases 180 to 2012 code for a protein of 610 amino acids. Lineage: Eukaryota; Viridiplantae; Streptophyta; Magnoliopsida; Asterales; Asteraceae. Gene Ontology annotation, biological process: SCF-dependent proteasomal ubiquitin-dependent protein catabolic process.